Drosophila biarmipes is the source of this 954-nucleotide messenger RNA. Its product is annotated as piezo-type mechanosensitive ion channel component. Gene Ontology annotation, biological process: detection of mechanical stimulus; cellular response to mechanical stimulus; regulation of membrane potential. Gene Ontology annotation, cellular component: plasma membrane. The transcript has 6 exons. The coding region runs from base 20 to 820 and encodes 266 amino acids. Lineage: Eukaryota; Metazoa; Arthropoda; Insecta; Diptera; Drosophilidae. Gene Ontology annotation, molecular function: mechanosensitive monoatomic ion channel activity; monoatomic cation channel activity. The record is from RefSeq and is a predicted model, not a curated record.
CUUUAUAAGUUGUACAAAUAUGGCUGAUACGAUGCUAUUUAUUUUAGUCCGCCUAAUAUUGCCAUUUACAUUAAUAAUAGUGUCAUUGGUGCGACCGGUUGGAAUAUCUUAUUUGUAUCUUAUUUUGUUCUUUGUAUUACCUUGGAUUUUGCAACCUAAAAGUUUGAAGCAAAAAUCGAUUUUGAACGUCUUUCUUAUAUUUCUUUGUGCUAUAGGUACGCUUUGCCUUAUUGGACACCUCUUAAUUAACUUGAUAAAUCUAUUUUUUAUUGACUUGAGCUAUAAAAGGUCAAUUACGUUUGUUUUACGACGAAUUGGGUUCUUAUAUUUUAAAGGACUGAGUUUUAGUUCUAUUGCGCACUGGAUACUUCCUGAUGUUUUUAUUCUUUUGGAAACAAUUGUCUAUUUAAUUUAUUCUAAAAUUUACUACAAUAGGCAAAAGAAACUGUUCCUUGAUGACAACUAUGAUCUCAAUAAAGAAAGUCAAGAGCUUAAAGGUGCUUUGAAAGUUUCUGAGAUCAAUCGGCAGUUAAUCCUUGUUUAUAUUCAAUCUGUUUUAAAAACAUCACCUUUUUUUUCUCUAAUUGUGAUUUACUUUGCUGCAACUUUAAGACCAUCUUUGCCUGGAAGCCUAUAUUUUUUAAUGUUUAUCAUAGCUGGCAUGUAUUGGGCACUUUAUCGCCAACUGCAACGGAGCAUGUACUAUCCUCUAAUAUUUUUGGUGGUUGCACUUAUGGUACAUGUAACCUGUUUAUUUGCAUUUCAAUUAUCAGUCAUGCAACAACCCACUAAUAGCAAUACAAUAUGGACCAGACUAUAGGAUAAUACGUAAGUGCGAGAAGGACAGACAUACGAGUAUAUGUCAUAUAUGACAGGUCUAUAGCCAAUUUCGAAAUCUGAAGUUUCUAUGCCCUGGCAGGUUGUUCCCGUUAGAAAACUGUAUAUAUAUAAAAC